GCAAGACGACGACCAUGACGGCAGAGGGGAUGAGACGGCAGAGUGGGGGCGCGACUACGAGGGGAUGACGCGGCAGAAGGUUGUCCAUAGAAUCCUCCUACUCCUCCCGGCGAAAUCCCUCCUACGCUUCCGCUGCGUCUCCCGCCGGUGGAACGGCAUCAUCUCCAGCAACUCCUUCGUGCACGCCCAUGCCGCCGCUCCCCGCCUUGUUUCCGGCCUAUUAUACCAGAGCAGCCAAGGCACGGUGGUGUACGCCGCGUUCUGCCACGCCACUGCCUCCCUCCCCGACCCUUCCCUCUCUUUCCUCCCUGAGCCGGUCGCCGUCAAGGCCUCCGCUCGGGGCCUCCUCUGCUGCCGCGGUCGCUUCUCGUUGAUGUACUACGUCUGCAACCCCACCACCGCCGUGUGGGUCAGUCUCCCGAUGCCGAGGAAUCUGCACAACUACGACACAGAGGUGGUGUUGAUGAUCGACGAUCCGCCCCGGUCCAACCGCGUCUCCGAAUUCCGUGUCGUGUGCGCAUUUCCUCAAGUCGAUAGACUACAUCAUGUCUGCGGCUUGGAAACGUUCUCAACCGACGAGUGGCGGUGGGCUACGUCGAAGUGGACUCCGCGCCUGGGACGGCUGUUGCCCGGGUCUGGCGUGGUGGUCGGCGGGCGAGCGUGCUGGCGGACGACCAUGAACACAGUGCUCAUGUACGACCCCAGGAAUGAGGAGCGGUGGGGGUUCGAGAGGCCGGAAAGAGACCUCGACGGCGUCACGUGGUGGGAGAUCGGCGUGAUAGAGGGGCAGCUCAGCGUAGCGUACGCGAAGGUGGCAUCGACGCCCGAGUCAUCGACGAUGGUGGAGGUGAUGGUGGCCGACAGCGACUCGUGGUCCUUACGGGGGGCGUUCGGCUUCGGGCCAGGGUCGAGAGAGAACAACCUGAAGCCCCUGAGGAUGGAAGGGGACGAGGAGUUGCUGCUGUGGGAUGGUCAGAGGCACAUCCUGGGCCGCGACAUGGCCGGCCGGGCGACAAGGCUCCUCGUGGUCGACGCGCCGGCCACCUUCAGCGUCGAGUUCGUGCCUUACACAGCCACUCUACUGCAUGUGAAGAGGUAACGAGCUCUUGAUCUAUGUGACCUCACGUCUUUGAUCCACAAGUGUUCGACGUAAAGUUUUGCGUGCUUUCGUGGGUUCUCCAUGAUGCGGGCUUUGAGUUCUAGUCUUGCUAUUUGGUGUUGCCGAUGCAAAAUCUUAAUGAUAUGUGUGAGGAGUUACACUUUGUUUUCGUCAAAUCAUCAUACACUUUCAGCCAUUCUAUUCUCUUCCAUCCAAUAUUUCUAUUCUUUCAAUCAUCCAAAGCAUUUAUCUUCAUCACUCGUAUAUCUCCAUACAUAUGUUUGGAAAUCCAUUGUAGGGGGAUCAGAAGCCAACCCGCCGGCGCUUCUACUUCCAGCCGCGUGCAGCGCUGAAUGGAUACUCAAACGAAAAGGUGUUUUCCGUUCUGCAAUACUUCGGUCUUCUUCUUCUCUUUAUUCUUCAGCAAGCUGACUGUUUUCAUCCAACAAUUAAAAGGCAUUGGCUGUGGCUUGAAGAACUUGUUGUCGCUGGAAAAAAAUGUUUUCUGUUUGACAUUGAUUCGGAAUUGUUGCAUCUGUUUGAUAAUA
This is a messenger RNA of Musa acuminata AAA Group (dessert banana), 1647 nucleotides long. RefSeq names its product F-box/kelch-repeat protein At3g23880-like. The coding region runs from base 65 to 1099 and encodes 344 amino acids. The record is from RefSeq and is a predicted model, not a curated record. Gene Ontology annotation, molecular function: protein binding. The transcript has a single exon. Lineage: Eukaryota; Viridiplantae; Streptophyta; Magnoliopsida; Zingiberales; Musaceae.